Rhododendron vialii is the source of this 1657-nucleotide messenger RNA. Its product is annotated as putative protease Do-like 14. Gene Ontology annotation, molecular function: serine-type endopeptidase activity; protein binding. The coding region runs from base 214 to 1284 and encodes 356 amino acids. The record is from RefSeq and is a predicted model, not a curated record. The transcript is spliced from 10 exons. Gene Ontology annotation, biological process: proteolysis. Lineage: Eukaryota; Viridiplantae; Streptophyta; Magnoliopsida; Ericales; Ericaceae.
AACAGAGCCUCAAAGCUUUUGAAAAUUAGGGUUUUAAAAAUAUAGUAGCGGAAUUCCGUUCCAUGGUAAUCUCGGCAAAGAUAACGCAAUUCUUAUAUGAUAUUACUCAGAAAAGAUAUGGAGAUUGAUUGCCGGAAUUUUAAUAGCGUUAGCCCGUGGAAACGUUAAUGCUCUGAAUCUCAGGGUGCAUUCACAAUUAGGCGGCAUUCUGAUAUGAAACUGGAUAUUGAUACCAAACGAGCUGCAUUGAGAGCUUCUCCUUCCGUUGUCAGUGUUGUGUCGUAUAAAGGUGGGAAGAUGAUGUUUCCGGGUUCUGGGACUAUCAUAGAUUGUGAGGAAGUCAAUGGAACAUAUACCAGUACCAUUUUGACUUCUACUACGCUCCUUGGGUCAUCUCCCGAAUCAAAUACUUUACAAGAUGACAUAAAGGUUAAUGUGUUUCUAGCGGAUGGUAAAUCAUUUACUGGUUGUGUGUCCGCUUAUGAUUUUCAUUUCAACAUUGCGACCAUCUGUAUUACAUCUGAUGUAGCAUUGCCUACCGCCUGUCUUAGACCUUUGGAUGUUUCCAUCCCCAUAUAUCCAAGUGACUGUAAUUCAAACUCAUUUAGACUUGGUAGUGGAGACAUGGUGGUUGCCAUUGGCCGCUUUUGUGGUAAAACACAUGAGCUCAUGGCUGCUCCAGGAAAAUUCAGGCCUAAAUCUUGCAAGUUGGAUUGUGUAGAGCUUUUGAAGUCGACUUGCAUUAUUUCGAAAAGUGGUUUCGGAGGGCCCCUUAUAAAUUGUCAUGGAGAAGUAAUUGGAGUCAAUUUUUAUGACAAGAUCUGUACCCCUUUUCUUCCAGUCAACAUAGUUUCCAAAUGCUUGAGGCGAUUUAGAGAAAAUCGGAAACCCUGUCGACCUUGGCUUGGCAUGGAAUUGACUAAUCUCUAUACAGCAACUGUAGGCAAAUUGGACAAAGUUUUCUCAAAGUUCAAUAUCUCCGGAGGCUUACUUGUGAAAAAGGUUAUAAAUGGGUCCCCUGCUGAACAAGCUGGAAUACUCCAUGGUGAUAUUAUUGUUCAAUGUGGGGAAAAGGAGGUUCAAAGUUCUUUGGAGUUCUAUGAAAUCAUAUGGGAAAAGGUUCGGUUAACUGAGGAGGUGGUUGUGUUAAGAGAAUCAAGUGCUGCCCGUUUGAAUCUUAAAGUGUUUGUUGAUGAGACCAGCCCAGAUAAAGUGAACAGAUGGCCGGUCCCUGAAACAUUCAAGGCUUCGGUGUUAAUCAAAAAAAGAAAAAGGCUUCUGUGAAAAGAAUUCGACGUUGGUAAUAUAUCUCUUUUGCAGUGGUGUUAUGUUCGAGUUGGAAAUGUAUGACGUAAAACUAACCAAAUCCACCUGUGCUUUUGCCAGCAUGAUGAUUCAUGUGAUGUCUACUAGGUUUUGCUUUUAAGUUUAGGAAGUAGGAGUAUCUAUUUUGGGGAGAUUUGAGUAGAGGGUCUGAGAAUGGAACUUGUUUUGUGGAUAGGUUUUUAACUGUUUUUUGUUUAUGGUUAUGUUGUAACUAAGUUUUUUAGCCUUACAAAUUCUAUUUAGAACUCAUAUUGUACCCUUAAUUUUCGUCGUAGUAACUUAUUAUCACAGGCGGAGGGUAGUGGGGUUGCCAUGGCCCCACUUAUUUUUU